Messenger RNA from Acanthochromis polyacanthus (spiny chromis), 1955 nucleotides. RefSeq lists its product as uncharacterized. The transcript is spliced from 3 exons. The record is from RefSeq and is a predicted model, not a curated record. Lineage: Eukaryota; Metazoa; Chordata; Actinopteri; Pomacentridae. The coding region runs from base 416 to 1213 and encodes 265 amino acids.
UAUGAUAUUUCUCAUUAUUAGGUGUGUUAUAAACAUAUGGAUUCAUAGCUACUAAACUGUUAAAGCCUAGAGUUUACUGCAUAGGUGGAUGUUAUUCUGUGCACAUUGUCUCAUGUGGGUUAUCUGACACACGACUGCUGCGAUGUAGUAAUGGUGGCACAAAGUGUAGAGUUACCCACCGGUUGCUACAGCAAUGUUGCUGAGCAACAUCUGAUAACAUUAAAGACAUGCUGAGAUCAGGUUAGACACCUGCUUCAGAUCUGCUUUUGCUUUUAGGACGAUUUCAGCACCCUGGACAGCGGCGGGUGUCUGUGAACUGCUUCAGUCAGGCCGAUUAUUUCUUCAUUAUCUUCAUGAAGGCACACAGAGGAUAAGCAACCUGAAGGCAAGUCUGUAACCAUGCCUAUGUAGAGGGAUGUUCAGGAAGAUCAAUAAUGUGUUCCGUCCCAACCAGCAAGGACACAGAGGUCGGGAUGGCGGUGGCAGGAACCAGACCCAGCAGGACUACCACAAUGCCUGCACCGUCCGGCUGGUCCGCAGCACCUCCAUGCUGGUGGUGGGAGAGAGAACUCAGACAGUCGAGGGCUCCACGUUAAAACGCAGCAAGAGCACAGUGAGCAUCGAGUCGACCUUGUACUACUAUCAGAGACAAGAGGACAGGAUAUGGCUGUACUCGCAGAACCAGAACUGCCUGGAGUACCUGGAAGCACUCGUGGCUCUGAGGAGGCAGUACACAAAGAGCGUGAGUGACUUGAAAAGCAGCGACGCCAAGGCCACAGUGUCCUCCAAGAAGAAGCCUGCGCCCCCGCCGCCUAAAAAGCAAGAACCGAUAUCAAGAGCUAAACCCUCGGCCCCUCCGGUCCCCAGCGAAGAGGACACUCUGCAGUUCUUUGAUGCCGUUAUUGCCAGCUGUGACAAUGAACCUCAGCGCAAACCUUACAUGGAUGAUGGACACGCAGAUGUUGACUUCAUAGUGGCCUCCAGCUCGGCCGAACACGACCUCCACUCUAACUGGGUCCUGCGGGUUCCUCGGGUCGCUGACGACUCCAAACAGAAACAGGACUGUGCCAACGAAAGCGCCCCGGUGAAGAAAAAGCAGAGCGGGUCCACGAGCAGCAGACUGCGACUCCAGAGGAACCCGAUCCACCUGCCCAAAGUGGUGGAGAGCGCAUUCCAGACUCUGCGCUUCAAGCCCAAAUUAAAAAAGCAGUGAAGCUUGAUGGACAUUUGAAACCAGAAGCACUGCCACACCGCUGACACAGAGCUCAGCCGAAUUUGUUUGGUCGGACGCCACACUCUGGAAAAACAUCUGUCCACUCAGUCAAAGAUGACAUUAAAACACUUAAUUAAGGAAACCGCAUUUAAAUCUGGACAACUGGUGAAAUAAAUUCUACCGGUCCAAAUGGGCCAUUUUAUCAGAAGAAAUUUUGACUUCCAAGAAACAUAUAGUGUCAUCCAUCAUACAUAUCACAACACCAGGACCCUGAAACUGAUUAAUUUUAUUAUCUGUGCUUUUCCAGCUAUGACAUGUCAGAUGUCUUCAAAGGAGGCUCAUUCAGGAUCACUUGUUUUUCUGAAGAGACGUACAUUAAUCUCAGUUGGAGGAAUAUAGCUUAGAUGGUUUUUGCUACAUGGUCUGAAAUAAAAACUAAUUCCUUCCGACAUCUACAGAUUACUUUGACCCAUCUGUUAAUAGAAUUUCUUCUCAAGAGGGUCUUUGAACUGAACCGCAUAAGAGAAAUGGUUCAAUAUUGCGAUGGAUAUGGAAUUUUGGCGAGCACAGUUUAUGGUUCAGACCAGAGGAGAGACUGCAUUCCUCUGAAGUAUCAAAGCAAACUGUAAAAUGCAACAAUGUCUCCUUUCAAGCUGGAAGUCAAAGAGUACUCGCAUGAAUCUGUCUCAUUUAAGUGAGGUUCAUCGAGGCGAAGUUGGAGUGCUGGGCUGUCUGAAUAGCA